Molecule: messenger RNA, 5702 nt
Organism: Anopheles stephensi (Asian malaria mosquito)
Lineage: Eukaryota; Metazoa; Arthropoda; Insecta; Diptera; Culicidae
Product: longitudinals lacking protein, isoforms N/O/W/X/Y
Exons: 5
Coding region: 1698-4103 (801 amino acids)
Biological process (GO): regulation of transcription by RNA polymerase II
Cellular component (GO): nucleus
Molecular function (GO): protein binding
Source: RefSeq, a predicted model, not a curated record
UCGCCCGUUGCUCAGCUCUUCAGCGGGAUUUGUUUUGUCCAAUGGGCGAUUCUUAGGUGAGUGUGUGUGUUUUUUUAUUUGCCCGUUUGUCACGCGCUCGCCUGUGUCUCUUGUAAGUGGCAGCAUCGCGUUACGGUCGUAAAAGACGAUCGACACACAUACACACCGGGGCCCAGCUAUUUCCCUUUUUCCCGAGCAACAAUGACCAUUUUCCAUAAUAAGAGCUCGGGGGAAAACCCGUGGAUUUCUCGAGGUUUGGGUUACGAUUGGUAUGACAAGGUUUUCAUAACCAACAACCAAAAACAAAUUCAGACUUCCAGGAGGUUAAGCUGGGGACAAUUAUUCCCCGCACCGGGACUUGUGGACCGGAAGGACCCGAUGUCAAAACUGAGUCCCCCGACGGAAUGGCUUUGGUGGCGCUUGAUGCUGUCAGUCAGUCAGUGGUGGUUCCUUUUGUGUGUGUGUCUUCUUUUCAAAUAUGAUUCGCCCGUUUCCCUCUCUGGGUCGAGGCGAGCAGGUGGUCUUCCUUUUUAGAAGAACAUUAAGAAAGAAGUAGUGAAAGAUCGAACCGGCCCUGUACCGACAAUUGGGCGUAUAGAAGCCGAUUCCGUUUUGGCAUCUAUAAAUAGCUCUAUUGUGUCUUGCGCUUCUUCCCUGGAACGUUGGCAAGAUUGAAAGACUCCCGAAAAAAUAGAUCAACCCCAGCUUCCGUGUACCGUGCGGCCUCCUCUCUUGCACAACUGUCACUGUUCCCGUACCGUGCGCUGUGUCCCUCCGGCGCACGAUCGCGGCGUUACACGCGUUGUCCCAGAAAUGUUUCAUCCCGUACAUAAAUCACCCUACGCAUGGCGGGUUUUGCGGAUCGUUCGCGUGGAGAAAAUCUCCUUGCCCAGGCGUAAGCAUCCUCCGCCUAAAUAGCGGCAGCCUGCCCGUCCUCCAAGCGGGGAAAUGUUUUUUCCUCGGUUCCUUCAGUGUCUUCCCAUACGCUGGGUGGUGUUAUUUUUGUUGCUUUCGUUAUUUGCGGCAAACGAACGCUGUGUGACUUUUCCGUGUCAGCGCGACGAAGUCCAAGUUUUUUUUUCCGCCACUCGGCAGUGAGCUGAUGGAAAUGCUGAGAGCACAUAGGCGAGUUCUCUCUCUCGCUCUCUGUUUUCCGCGAUCAGAUCGGCGUAAUAUGGCGCGCGAUCGCGAAAUCCUUUCCUUUCGUCGGUAGUCGGUAUCGAGGCGUCGCACGCUACUCUGGCAGUACGACACAUCUCCGAGUGCAUUCCACGGCACGGGCUACACUGGCUCCGGACGGGUGAACCGAGUUCCUACCCGCUGACAUUCCCGCGGCACGGCCCUGCUUAACAAGUGGUUGUGGUGCGUAUCGCGCCAGGCGCAAGGAAAUCUUCAACCAAACACACAAACAAUCACACACAAUGACGCACCCGUCACGUCUCACUCACUUCGCAUCCGAUCGACGGAAAGCUCUCGCGACCGUCACGAGGAUCAGGACGGACACGGUCGAGCGAUCGAUCUAUCGAAGGGCUAACUGUUGCUGCUGUUGCUGCUGCUACUGUUGUUGUUGUUAGUGAUCACUUUUUACACGCUGCAUGCAGCAUCACACACUCGUCGCACGAUCGUUGGAAUGAAGAAACUGCAUCGUUUCGUUUCCGUCCGUGCAAGUGACCUAAAAUUGGCCUUUAUUUUUAAAAAUGGACGCCGCAAACACGCACCCACUUGGAGGUCGCCCCGGUAGCUGCACCGGAGGAGGAGGAGGUGGUGGUGGAAGAAUGCCAGUAGGAGGAGGUGGAGGUGGUGGAGGAGGAAGCGCUGGCGGAGGAGCAGCAGGCAGUUCAAGUCCGCAGCAGUUCUGCCUUCGAUGGCACAAUCAUCAGGCAAGCCUACUUAGCUCGCUGCCGUUACUACUCGACCAGUCACACCUUACCGAUGUGACGCUAAUGGCGGAAGGACAGAAGAUCAAAGCGCAUCGCGUAGUGCUGAGCGCGUGCAGUACGUUCUUCUCCGAGCUGUUCCGCACGCUAGAUGGCGCACAGUAUCCGGUGGUAGUGUUGCCCGGCGCAUCCUACCAUGCCGUUGCAGCGUUGAUAACCUUCAUGUACUCGGGCGAAGUGAACGUGUACGAGGCACAAAUAUCUGUCCUGCUAUCGCUGGCCGAAACGCUGGGCAUUAAAGGAUUGGCCGACUUCAAUAGCAAUCCUAACAAAUCGAGCACACCUUCCACGGAGGCUUCAUCGUCGAGGGAUUCUGAUGUACACUCACCGUACCAUACAAUGAAAGUGUCUUCACCGGUGGACAACUUCUUCGCCCGUCCGUACGGCUUCGGUUCGGACAUGUUCGAAAUGCGCAACAAUCCCCAGGCUCUCAAUCUGAUUACCAACGCCGGAGGAUCGAAUGGAGGCUCGAGCGGAGGGACCAGUGCAGCUAACAACCAUAGCGAUGGCUUCUCGGGUAACACCACCACCAACAACAACAACACCAUUGCUGGAAAGUCCCUCACAUCAAGUGAUCUUUAUGCGCGAUUCGAAGCUGAGCGUAACGAGCAACUAUCCGCGGAAGCACUGUGCAAGAUGAACGAACUUAAUCUUCACGCAGAAAACGCCAUUUUGAAGGAGAAACAGCUGAAUCAUCUGAACCGGUCGAGCACACCGAUCCGAGGAUCGACCUUUGCCCAUCAGCACUCACCGCACGCUGCCAACGCUGGCGACAGUCGCUCAGCCGUCGAGUCGGCCAUGUUCGGGAGCUUCGGUAAUGAUAGCUCGCGUGACUGCAAGCUCCCCAACGGUUCGCUGCUGUUGGGUAUGAAGCUGAAGGAGGAAGAUCUUUCCGACAGCAUCCAUCAGCUGCACCAAUCUUACGGUUCCGUGCCAUCCACCCCUACUCCUCAAACGCCGGGACUGGAGGAUGCGGGCCGGGUCACCCAGACAACCCAUACGCGCAAAGCGCUUAGCGUCCAGGACACGGCCACAAGCAAGCGGAAAAAGUUGGAGCAAAUCGCUGAAAACCUGCUGGAAACGCUCAAGCAGUCGACCGAAGGUGCCAAGCUACCGUUACAUCUGUUCAACAAACCACCGACCGUAACGCCCGUCAGCACCACCCAGAACCCAUACCUUGCCCACCAUUUCCUCACGAACGAAAGUGCCUCCAAGACGCCGGAAAACUUUAGCCUGGAGUCGUCCCACCCGAACGCUGCUUCGAACACGAACACACGCGCCUCUCCGAUCGCUACGGCCACAUCGAUCGGAACCGCAUCGUCACCGACCACAACUCCCGGGUCGCUUCUUGCGCUAGCACCAUCGCCCGGCAGUGCCAACGAGAAUCUCAUCAAAACGCUUCACAUUACGCAUCCGUCGCAGGUGGUCGCACUGCAACAGCAGCAGCAGCAGCAGCAGCAGCAACAACAGUCAACGCAACAACCUUCCACGCAGAAGCCACCGUCUUCGAAGCUGUACGCUACGUGCGUCAUUUGCAACAAGCAGCUUAGCAACCAGUACAAUCUGCGAGUCCACCUGGAAACUCAUCAGAAUGUCCGCUACGCUUGCCAGGUGUGCUCGCAUGUGUCCCGAAGCAAGGAUGCGCUACGAAAGCACGUGUCCUAUCGCCAUCCAGGAACGCCCAGUCCCUGCGAUCCCGACACGAAGCGAAAGCGCUCCAAGGGCACUUCUUACAGUCAGCUGGCCAAGCAGGACGGACUUGCUGAACAGCAGGCAGCCGCCAUACUAAGCCACCAGCAACAACAACAACAGCAACAGCAGCAGCAGCAGCAGGCCAACAACUUGCUGGCCAAUCUAACCGCACAGGGUCCACUGCCCUCGCUGUUACAGACCUUUGCCGCUCAUCACAAAUCGGCCGCCCUGCUCUUCAACCAGACAGCCUCAGUAGCGGCACUGGCACAGUCGGGCGCCAGUAACUCGGCCACAACUUCCGCGACCACAACUUCGGCCACGGAACCCGGCAGCGUUUCCAACGUUAGCGGCGUGAAGCGUGAAGCCACUGCCGGUACUGGUGAGGCGGGAGAGCCAAAAUCCGACAGCAAAUCGAAUGAUACGAAACCGGAAGACGCUACGCAAGCGACCAAACAAUCUGACAAAGACAUUUAAAAGACCCCGAUGCUGUCGUCGACUACAAGGUGGGGGUGGCGUCUUACACCACAGAAACAGGACGGUUGAAAGAAUGCAAGCAGCCAAGCCCGGUGGUAGGCAACGCUGGGAAAUUUUACUGAAAAAAGACAUUAGGGUUAACGAUUUAACUAUACAUAUAUACAUACAUACGCCUAGUACUAAUAGAUGCACUUUUGGGGACCUAGCUUUGAGGUUACCGGAAGACCCCCAAAGGUGCCCGAUCCCGAUCCCGAGAGACACAACCGUUGUUUCUUUGGUGAGCCAAGUAGACGAGUGUUCACCCCUUUCGCGAAUUGAUUUCUACGAUGUUUUACAAACUAUUUUGUUACUUUUUGUUUUGUUUUGUUCUUUAUCGGUUUCGGUUCCAUUAUGACGCACAGAUUUCUCACUUCGUUCAGUUUACUUAAACUUGUUCCCUAGCUGUGAUAGUAAGACAAUAUUUUGUAUAGACCUGUAAAACAACUCUGAGUAAGACCUUUUUUUCGAUCCUGUCCCUGGAUCCCUGGUAUGCGUGGGCAAAAACCGGGCAGACCGUUCGCACCGUUUCUAGACCUGGUUCGCAGCGGACCGUGGUAAUAUGUGCCUUAUGUACUACCUCACGACAUCACCACACAGAGGAUCGAUAUAGCAAGAAACGUAGACAGGAUGACAAGGUAAAGCAAAUACAAGAAAGGGGAAAGCUGUAAGGCGAGGUCGCUCCCACGUGAUACCUGUGGCCAGUUAGGACGAAAUUCUCCUUAAACUCUUAAAAGACAUUUAAUUACCUACCCUGCCUGCUGUAGCUCGUUUUUCUGGGCGGGCAAACCCAGUUUUCGAUUGGUUCUUAGUUCCAACGUUUAGUUCUAACCCAUCGGAGCAGGCAACUGUGCUUCCGGCUAUUAUUUGAAUCUAGUCUUUACCUCUUUAUGCACCAAAUUUUACCUUUUUGAUUUGUUUUCAAUCUCCUCUUACUCCUCUCACAUCCAACGCCAUAAGAAGCUGGCAGUUGAGCUGACAGGCUCACAUCGAUGUACGAUGUACGGUGGCUGCGGUUUUGCGUGUGGUAAAAGGACACGGGCGUUUGUGUUUUUUGUUGUUUUUUUGUAUGAAACGAAACAGAAACUUAAAAAAAGACAAAACCUUCUCUUUUAAGCAAAACCACGAUAGGCUAAUGACAAUCUAAUCUAUCAUAUUUUAACAACCGAGCAAGGGCCAAGUGUUUUUCGCUUUCUGGUUGAAUAAGACAUACACACACGCAGGCGCAUAUGGCGUCCGUACGUACGAUAAGAAAAUGUUGAAUGUUACCACCAUGAUGAUGAUGAUGAUGAUGAUGAUGAUGAUUGCAACCCCAAGGAUGAAGACCAAACGCAUGUUCGUACACCAUUACUAGCGUGUGGAGAAAGUGUUAUUAGCUAAUAGGGCAUCUAUUGUGGAAUGAGAUAGUGAAAAUUUUGAUUAAAUUAAAUAUGAAUAAUGUUGACUUUUUUCACACCGUUGAAACGAUUCAAACAACUUAACUAAUACACCGUACCAAAGUAACAAAACUUGAAUUUUAAAAAUUUUAUAAUAAAAACCAGUUUGUUCAUGAUCAGAAAGAAA